AAGAAAAGAAUAUAUCGUGAUAUAUAUCGUUACCACUUAUGCUUCAAAUUAUAUCACGAUAUGGAUUUUAGGCCAUAUCGCCCAGCCCUAGUUUUACCUUUAAAUCACAGAUAGAUGCAAAGUAUGCCGGCCGAUGUGGGGGCAACGCUAGCUUUCCCAGCCUCGUCUUCCUCCUCCUGCAGUGCUUCACAGAGGAUGCCCGGCAGCCUGUUAAUCACCGCGGCGUGGUUUCAGCCUAUGUGGGACGUGUAGCGUAGAGAGCGACGCCCGGGCCAAGUUUCCGUCAGAGCGGCGGGUUUGAUUCUGUCCUGCUGCUGGGGAAAAGCCCGGCUGGCGGAGCUCUGUGCCGGAGCCAGAGCUUCUCAGGGUGGAUUUUCACAGAAACAGGCUCCUCUUUCUCUCCAGCCGCUGGAGGUCUCGCCACCUCGCCGCCUUUAAUUAAGUGUGGCAUUGGAGGCAGUUGAGCAGAAAGUCUGAUCUGAGAGGGGCCCCGCGGUAUGAAUGCCAGCAGUUAAUCCAUUCAAUCAUUUUUGCACAGGCAGAUUAGGAGUGUGUGCGAAAAAUGGUGUUUGCUGCCUUUGGAGGUGCAGCGUGGGUAACGUCACAGCUUUUUAAUGUGUAGUUUGACUGUUUUUACUGGUGAAAACAAAAAAAACAAUCAGGAGAACAGAUGGUUUAGCCUUUUCAGGGUCUCUGUAGAUCUGACAGGAACCUUUCUGUCUCCAGAAACGUCUUUCAGUUACUCCUGGGUGAUUCCUCGCCAUUCCCAGGCCUCCAGAGAGCCCCACGCCCAGCCAGGACCCCCGAUAGGCCUCCAAAGCAGGGCUUUCCUAGCUUUAUUAAUCAGUUUUUCACUCAAACGAGAGAACACAUCAGAAAUGAGAGGGUAGUUAAGUAACAAUGAGCUGAGAAUGACAGCCCAGUGAGCAUCAAGGACAAACCUCAGAGGUCAGAUAUUUAUUUAUCCACAGGUCAUCACGUGUAAAAUAUAUUUCAUUAUAUUCUGCUUUUGAGCCGUGCUUCUGUUUGCUGCAGUGUGUUUUCAUUUGCUCUCCUUACACAAACUCGCUGAACCACUUGUCGAGGUGGGAGUCAUCCCACAUCCCCACGAUGUUAUCGCGGUACUUCAGUCACGAUGUGACAUUGUUAACAUAAAAUGUUAGAAUGGUGAAUGUUGCAUUAACAUAUCUUGAGAUUUAACACUUUUUUCCAACAGCAAGUUACGUCCUCAAAGCUAAACAUGGUUAGCAUCUGUUUUAUUCCAUAACAGAAGUUUAUCUCGGUGGUUUUGGUUUUUUGUCGUCAGUCAGCGAUUGGAAGAGGCCACGUUUGUGAUACUACAACAGUUAACUGCUGAAUCAGUGAACAUCACAUGUCUCUUGUUGUCUACAUGCACAGGAAGUCACAUUUAACUCUUCCUGUUCUCCAGGAAUACAACCGGGAUACAACCAGCUGCCGAGCCGAGUCGCCUUGAGUUGUGCUCGGUGACAGAGCCUCGUGUCCGCACGCUGACCGUCUGUCUGCAGAUGGUUCCCGUCUAUCAGGCGACCUGUGCAAUCCAAGUGAGUGUGACUGCAACGAUUCAUCGAGAGGCGAUGCGGGGAGCCGGGUGGAGGCGUGGGGUCCGGCCCUGAGGAGGCGUCCUGCGGCUGGGAGGAGCGCGGCCCUCCUGCAGCCCUCCUGUGGCGCUCCGGGACGCUCCUACUAAGAUGUCCCUCAGCAGCGGCCCUGCAGGCGGGAAAGGUGUGGACUCCAACGCGGUGGACACGUACGACAGCGGUGAUGAGUGGGAUAUCGGUGUUGGCAAUCUGAUCAUUGACCUGGACGCCGACUUAGAGAAGGACAAGCUAGAGAUGUCGAGCAGCAAGGAGGGAGGGGGCAUGGCGGCCCCUCCCAGCGCCGUGGCAGCUUUACCUGACAAUAUAAAGUUUGUUAGCCCUGCGUCCGCCACGGCGGGCAAAGAGAGCAAAUCCAAAUCCAAGCGCAGUAAAAACUCUAAGGAGAGCGUGAAGACGCCGCACUCAGACGGAGCUAAAAAAGAGGUUCAGGGCCGGGUCCCCGGGGACCUGCCGCCCCAGAACGCCAACUCUGCCCCGAGCAAGGGGACGGACAAGUCGAGUAAGCCCUCCCGCAUCCUCCCUGUGGUGAAAAAGGACAAGGACGGGGUGUCUGGGAAAAGCAAGAAGGAGAAAAUGGAGGUGGGAGCGGCGAACGCUGAGAAAGAGUCCUCGGUGCUGCCGUUAGGAGCACCUCGAGGCGGACCCUUUGAGGGCCAACAGGCCCCCGAGCUCGCUACGGCCGAGCAGCUCGGGAACACGCCGCUGGACUCAGCCAGGAUAGGCCAGGCCGUGACGACGGAGCAGGAAGAGGUGGAUGGGGGCGACUGCCGAAAUCUGAAGAAAGCGAUGGGUGGGGAAAAGAUGGAGUCUCCAGUCUCUACCCCAGCUCCUCCCCCUCUCCACCUCCUCGGCUCCGUCCCCAGCAGCGGCGACAUCUCGUCUCCCUGCGAGCAGAUCAUGGUCCGCACGCGCUCGAUCGCCGUGAACACCGUCGACGCGGCGCUGGCGACCGAGCCGGAGUGCCUGGGACCCUGUGAGCCGGGAACCAGCGUGAACCUGGAGGGCAUCGUGUGGCAGGAGACGGAGGACGGUAUGCUGGUUGUGAACGUCACCUGGAGGAACAAGACGUACGUUGGAACUCUGCUGGACUGCACGCGGCACGACUGGGCGCCGCCGAGGUUCUGCGAGUCUCCCACCAGUGACGUGGAGAUGCGGAGCGGCCGCGGUCGAGGUAAGAGGAUGCGUCCCAGCAGCAACACGCCGUUGAACGACAACAGCAACUCGUCGGACAAUAAAGGCAGCGGCAGCAGUAAGACGCGCGGCGCCGCGGCCAACAGCAAAGGCCGGCGGGGGAGUCAGACGGCUGGCUGCGGCGAAGACGCCAAAGCCAGCCCGUCCUCCGCUAAGAGGAAGACAAAGCCCGCCUCAGAUAUGGACCCCACCUCCAGCUCAGAGGACACCAAAGCGUCAAAGCGCAUGAGAACGAACUCGACCGGCGCCGGGACGCCUCUGCCUGGAAGCAAAGCAGAUUCACUGCCGCCGCCACAGCUGGACCGGACCUGCCCCUCCCCCGUCCUCAUCGACUGCCCCCACCCCAACUGCAACAAGAAGUACAAGCAUAUCAACGGACUGAAGUACCACCAGGCCCGCGCCCACAACGACCAGGACGUCCGACUGGACCAGGACGGUGACAGCGAGUACGGGGACGACCCCGCCCUCCAUCCCGAACCCGCCUCCUGCAACGGCGCCGCCAUCUCGCCUGCUCGCUCCACUACACCGAAGGGUCGGGGCUUCGAUGCCCCCUCGCCCUCACCAGGCAAGCUGACAUCAAAGGUUAAAAAGAAGACGAGCGAGGCUGAGCCUGAGGUGACGGACGGCGGCGAGGAGGGGGCGUGUUUGACUGACGAGGCCAGUAAUGACGGCAUGGACGACAGGAAGGUCAAGAAAAUGACAGCCGGGGGGAAGGCUGAGAAACUGGGACAGAAAGGCUUGAAGCUGACUCGCCCCGCCGGCGCGCCCGGAGUUCCCUCGCCAUACUCCCUCCAAGCAUCCUCCCCCGCUCUGGGCUCAGUGGUACAGUCCGUACCCAAAAGCCCCCAGCUGAAAAACGUCCAGCCUAAACCCGCGCCCCUCACUGACCCCGCCUCCAGCCCCGCCCAUUCCAAGGACAAGAAAAAGAAAGACAAAAAGAAGAGGGACGGCGGAAAGGAAGAGGACAGCCCGAAGGCCAUGGGUAAGGCGGGGAGGCCAGAGGAGGGCAAGAGCCCGUACUCUGAGGCGUCAGACGCUUUGCUCAACGGCUCCUCGGAAGCUCAGCAGAGCCGGCUCGCCAGCAUCAAAGCCGAAGCCGACAAGGUGUACAGUUUCUCCGACAACGCGCCCAGCCCGUCCAUCGGCGUGGCCAGCAGGAUGGAGGCCGGCCUGGCGCCCACGCUUCACAUGACCCAGAACGGAGCCGACAACGCGUCGGUCAAGACCGGUAGCCCCGCCUACUCUGACAUCUCUGAUGCUGGGGAGGACGGCGAGGGUAAGGCAGAGGGGGUAAAGGUCAAGCCAGAGCCUGACCAGGGACCUCGUGAGAGUGCCAAGAAGGCGCUGUUUCCCCCUCAGGCGUCCAGUAAAGAUUCGCCGUACUACCCCAGCUACGACGCCUACUACUCCCCCACCUAUGCCAACCCCAGCCCGGGACCAGCGCCUGCAGCACCACCUCAUGGUGAGAUAGCACAAGUGAAAGUGAAGAAAGAGGAGGAGCUUGAGGUGGGAGAGGAGGGAAAACUGAAGGAGGAGCCUCAGGAGGAGAGAAAGGUGGAGCCAGGGCCUCCGCAGCCAUCAGUCAUCCAGCAGCGCUCCAACAUGUACGCCCAGCCGCUCUAUUACAACCAGUACUACGUCCCUCCCUACUCCUACUCCCACGAGCAGGCCUACCACGCCCACCUCUUGGCCUCCAACCCUGCCUACCGUCAACACUUCGAGGAGCAGCGACAGCGCCACGCUGACAAGAAGGCGGAGAGCAAAGAGCGCGAGGCUUCCGUGAAAGAAGAGUGGAAGCAGAAGGCAUCGGUACCGCCCACUCUGUCAAGGGCGCCCAGCCUCACGGAUCUGGGCGCCAGGGGAGGCGUGAACCCAGCGAAGCCCAAAGAGCCCGCCACGGCUUCGGAACAGGCCAAGUCGGUCAUCAUGGCGAAGGGAGAGGACUCCAAGGCGCCCGCCGCCCAGCCCGAGGGUUUGAAGAUCAAGCUGAGUGAAGGAGGGCAUCACGGGAAAGAAGAGCCAAAGUCAGGGGCGGAGCCGGGCCGAGCAGCGAGCGUCGAAGCUGCCAUGUGGUACAGACAGGAGCCCGACUCACGUCUGUGGUCCUACGUCUACCCCAGCAAAUACUCGGAGGCUCCCAAACUUCAGGAGGACGACAGGUGGAAGGAGGAGCGGGACAGGAAGGUGAAGGAAGAGAGGCCGCGGCCCAAGGAGAGCCUCCAGAAAGACGAGGCGGCGAAGGAGGUGGCGGAGGGUAGGACGCAGCUACCCCCCGAGGAGCUCCGCGGGGGCGGGAAGGAGGCGCGCCCGCCUCACAUGCAAUUCCCCUCGCCGCUGGCCCAGCAUCAGGGCUACGUGCCCUACAUGCACGGACCGUACGCCUACAGCCAGGGCUACGAGCCGAGCCACCCCGGGUACAGAGGCAUGCCCUCGGUCAUGAUGCAGAAUUACCCAGGUUCGUACCUGCCAGCCAGUUACUACGCCUCCUCAUACGGCGGGAAGGUGGGGGCGGGCGAGGACGGCGAGAAGCCCUCCAGGUCAAGUCCGUCUGUGAAGCCGUCCAGCGAGGCCAAAGCUCUGGACCUGCUGCAGCUGCACGCCAGCCAGUACAAAAGCAAGUCGCCGUCCAUCCAGGACAGCAAGACGCCACAUGACCGAGAGCGGGAGAGAGAAAGGGAGGGCGACCGGCCACGCUCCUCGCCCUCGCAGCGCAUCAUGCAGUCCCAUCACCACCUGGGAUACCCUCUGUACGACCUGUCUUACCCCUCAGGCCUCUCAUCCUCCGCCAUCGUCGCCAGUCAGCAAGCGUCCGCCCAGUCCAUGUACCCGCCCGCACGGAGGCACACCUGAUUGGCCAGCCUCUACGCCUCUCCGAGUCAUGUGACUGGAUCACGUGAAGAAGCGUUUCUGUUUCCGUGACAUCAGUUCAGUGGUGUUCUGUGUGUGUUUGAUAUCUCUGCCUGGACGUCCAGCCAACUGCUCCGACCCUCGCCGGACCGGAUCCUGGUCCCGUUGGCCAGCAGGUGCUGCUGGGAUGCAGAGCUCACAGUGACGUACCUGCAGGGACGACUGGGUGACCUCUGACCUCUUUCAGAAGGACGGGCUCAGCUCCGGGUGACAUCACACCGUUACCUGGAUGCGUCUCAGCUUCACGUGAAAUAAAGAGAACACUGGAUGAAGGAGGGCCGGCCAAUCAGAGGGCAGUAUUCAGACUGCUUCCUUGUACUGACUGAGUGACAGGCUCCUCCUCCUCAGUGUGUAGCUGUAAACAUGCUCUGUGUGUGUGUGUGUGUGUGUGUGUGUGUGUGUGUGUGUGUGUGUGUGUGUGUGUGUGUGUGUGUGUGUGUAAAUACUGUACAGAGGAAUUAUUUUAAAGAGCUGUUGGAUGAUGUUGGAUUUCCUACUCUUCUUUUUGUCUGGUAGUCUCUGCCUCUGUUUUUCUACUGUUGUUGAUCUGAUAUUAAACCUGUAGCUGGUGGAGCAGCGCUCGA
Molecule: messenger RNA, 6301 nt
Organism: Haplochromis burtoni (Burton's mouthbrooder)
Lineage: Eukaryota; Metazoa; Chordata; Actinopteri; Cichliformes; Cichlidae
Product: zinc finger protein 609
Exons: 9
Coding region: 1710-5660 (1316 amino acids)
Biological process (GO): regulation of transcription by RNA polymerase II
Cellular component (GO): nucleus
Source: RefSeq, a predicted model, not a curated record